GCCUGCGUUUUAUGUACUCUGCUCUAUUUCGCCUAUUUUUGGCCUGUAUCUACAUUCUACUCUCUCGUGCUGUUCGCCCUUUAUACAUGUGUAUAUAUAUACAUAUUCAAGAAUGUUAUGAUAUAAGAGAUCAAAGAUGAAUGGAACUUUGGUUGUACGUAUUAUAGCCUAUAAUUACAGGAGCAAAGGUGGAAUUUGCCACCUCUAGUUAUAGGAGUUGUAAUGCUGUUAUCAUUAUUGGUACUUUGGUUGUACCCAUAUGGAUACAGUAUGACGGAAAGAGAGAGAGAGAGAGAGAAGAGAGGACGUUUGGAGAGGAAGACUACAUGUCCUUGUGCAUGGAGUUCUCUUCUAAAUGCGGACCAUAUAGCACCUGGAUAUUUGAAAAUCCUAAACAAAUAAAUAAAUUCGUGAUUUGUGAAGGGCUUCUUCAUCCUUUUGUAAAUGAAAACAAAGAGAAGUUUCUCAAACAAUGAAAUUAAAUAGAGAUUUUACUAUAAAAAAAAAAAGAAGAAUAAAGAGAUAAAAAAAAAUGCCAAUUCGAGUUGAUCUUUGUUUGCAGAAUUAAUAAUAGAAAGCUCCCUGGAAUUUAACCUUAUGAAUUCUUAAAUUACAUAAAAACUUUUACUUCUUAAAGAAUUAUGGGUUAAAGAUUGAGGGACCGCAACAUCCCGUUCUAUAAUAACUAUAGCACUAAAACAUAAAUAUACCAAUAUAACUAUGAGAUGAUCAAAAUAUUUUUAGAUUAUUACAAUUUGAAGAGCUAAAUUGAAAAAUAUCAGGAAUUAAAACGGUAUUUUUAAAACAUAAUUACAGAAAGAAUUAAAGUGUUUUAGGCAUUGACCCUCAACAGUUUUUUUCUUUUGUAAAAUUUUCCCUAGUUGAAAAGAACAAAAGGAACACUCCACUUGAAUCCCUUAUGCACAACGUGCUUCAAUGUUGAUGAAAUCUUUACCUGGGAAAUGGAAGCACAAUCGAUGGAAGGUCGUGAAAUGCUACUCGACCCAUGUUCAUGUUUCAAGAAGCGACGACCCUUGUACAGUCUCUACUAACAUUGCCAUAACCCGGUACGCAAUAAAAGGCCAGUUAGACUUUGCUCGGUGCUUGUUUGAUAAGAUGCCACAACGAACAUCUGUUUCUUGGAACACAAUGAUUUCCAGUUACUUAAAAUGGGGCAAAUUCAAAGAGUCAUUUUCUCUACUUUCUUUGAUGCAUCGCUCUAAUACCCAACUAGAUGAGACUACUUUUUCUACUAUAUUAAGCGUAUGUACUCGUACGCAGUCGUUUUGUGACGGAAAGCAGAUUCAUUGCCUGGUAUUGAAAUCUGGUUGCGGGAGUUUUGAGCUUGUAGGGAGUGUGUUAUUAUAUUUUUAUGGAAAUUGUUCGCAAAUUGACGAUGCCAAGAGGGUUUUUGAUGAGUUACACGAUAAGAAUGAGGUGGUGUGGAGUUCGAUGGUGGUAUGUUAUGUGCAGCGUGGACUAUUAACUGAUGCUUACGAUUUGUUUGUGAAAAUGCCUAAGAAAGAAGUUGUUUCAUGGAGCAAGCUGAUUUCGGGGUACGCAAAGAGUGAGGUGCGUUCUGAAAAGGCUUUGGAGUUAUUCCAAUUAAUGAGAGAGAGUGGAGAGGUUUUACCUAAUGAGUUUACUUUGGAUUCUGUUAUAAGGGUUUGUGGUAAGCUUGGUGCUUUAAGCGAAGGGAUGGUUGUUCAUGGGAUUUUGAUAAAAACUGGCUUUGAAUUUGAUCAGUCAAUUAGUGGCGCAUUGGUUCAGUUUUAUUGUGAUUGUGAAGCUAUUGAUGAUGCUAAGAGAAUUUAUGAUGGAAUAGCUUACCCAUGUUCAAGUGCUUCAAAUUCUCUGAUUGAGGGGUAUGUAUUGCUAGGUAGGAUUAAAGAUGCAGACCUGAUCUUUAACAGAGCGACAGAGAAAAAUUCGGCUUUGUGUAAUUUGAUGGUCAAAGCUUAUUCAAUGAGCGGUCGAGUUGAGGACUCGAAAACACUGUUUGAGAAAAUGCCUCAAAAAACUAUUAUUUCUUCAAAUACUAUGAUCUCCGUGUAUUCAAGGAAUGGUGAGCUUGACAAGGCUUUGAUGCUUUUUGAACAAACAAAAGAUCAGAGAAACCCUGUGACCUGGAACUCAAUGCUGUCAGGCUAUGUGCAAAAUGAGCAGCACGAAGAGGCUCUAAAGCUGUAUGUAACCAUGAAAAGAUCAUCAGUAGACUGUACUAGAUCUACAUUCUCUGUGCUAUUUCGUGCCUGUUCAUAUAUUGGAUCACUUCAACAAGGGAAAAUGCUUCAUGCUAACUUGAUUAAAACACCAUUUGCAUCAAAUGUUUAUGUUGGGACUUCACUUGUAGAUAUGUAUUCCAAAUGCGGGAGUAUCUUUGAUGCUAAAAACUCCUUUUCAAGCAUAUCUGCACCCAAUGUGGCAGCAUGGACAGCUCUUAUAAAUGGGUAUGCACAUCAUGGAUUUGGCUCCGAGGCGAUUUUACUCUUUCAACAUAUGCUAGAGCAAAAAGUAGUCCCUAAUGGAGCUACUUUUGUUGGUAUCCUAACUGCUUGUGAUCGUGCUGGUCUGGUCAAUGAAGGGAUGAAUUUUUUCCUCUCAAUGGAUGAAAUUUAUGGAGUAACUCCAACUCUAGAACACUAUGCUUGUGUUGUAGGUCUUCUUGGCCGGUCAGGGCGCCUACUUGAAGCUGAGGAGUUUAUCAAAGCAAUGCCAAUUGAAGCAGAUGGAGUUAUUUGGGCAGCCUUGCUCAGUGCUUGUUGGUUCUGGGUGGACAUGGAAGUAGGCGAAAGGGUGGCUGAGCAAAUAUUCCAUACGCAUCCCAAGCCAAAAUCAGCUUAUGUCAUUUUGUCCAACAUUUAUGCAGCUUUGGGGAAGUGGGGAAAGAAGAUGAAUAUGAGGAACAGAUUAAGGAACUUAGAGGUCAAAAAGGAUCCUGGGUGUAGUUGGAUAGAGCUGAAUAAUAGACUCCAUGUGUUCUCUGUAGAAAACAGAAGUCAUCCACAUUGUAAUGUAAUUUACCCCACUUUAGAGCAUCUAUCUGUGAAUUUAAUCUCUACAGUUCAAUUUAAUAGUGGUUCUUCUUUACUGAAGAUGAUGGUUUGUUUUAGCGCAACCUGUGAUUAUUAACCAAGCUUACUUUUAGUUGUCUGGUCUAGUUAUCAACUGUCUGGAUUACUGAUGAAAAGAAUUAUCACCAGGCGCUGUCAUAUAAACUCACAUGGUGAAGGCUCAUGGUCCUCCAGACCUCUGUGCAUAUCUGUCACAAUUCCUUUCUGAUGCGAGUGCUUUUCUGGUGGCUUUACUGGAAUUUGCAUUCGAAUUUGGUUGUCUUUGUCAAGAUGUAAGGUUUCCUUCAGUGCAUCUCUUACAGACUGCAGAAGCUGUUCCAUUCAUUCAAGAAGUCACUUUUCAGAAUCUUUCUGAGGGCUCUAUUUAAUUUUCAUAUACAAUCAAGUUAGAACAAAUUCAAUCUGUUUUCCAAAAGGGUGGACUCAAAUCACAAGUUCUUAGUACAGAUGUUGUUCUCUAUGCCUGAGCAAUAUAUUCUUUCAAAUUCUUGAA
This is a messenger RNA of Ricinus communis (castor bean), 3567 nucleotides long. Its product is annotated as pentatricopeptide repeat-containing protein At2g13600. Gene Ontology annotation, molecular function: RNA binding; protein binding. The coding region runs from base 937 to 3132 and encodes 731 amino acids. Gene Ontology annotation, biological process: RNA modification. Lineage: Eukaryota; Viridiplantae; Streptophyta; Magnoliopsida; Malpighiales; Euphorbiaceae. The transcript has a single exon. The record is from RefSeq and is a predicted model, not a curated record.